AUCGUGGAGACUCUGUGAAGGUGAAUCACAGAGAGAGAGAGAGAGAGAGAGAGAGAGAGAGAGAGAGAGAGAGAGCGGCAGGAGUGUGCAGCACUUAUUACACGAGUCCCCUCCUCGUCUCCACACCUCAGCUGACGAGUCGAGCGAGCCCGCAACUUCCUCCGCUGACACACAAGCUCCACUCGAAAAGGGCAAACCGAGGAAGAAAGUCGCGGCGACGCGUCGAGAGUUUCCAGGAGGGAGCAUAGUUUGCAAAAACGCGGGAACCCCACCAGGCCAUGGACAGGAGGAUGAACCUGAGCGGCGGCGCAGGGGACAUUUUUCACAAAACUCUCAGCGCCGUGUCCACUAAGAAAAUGGACCCGUUCAGGUCGUCGGCCGGCAUUGAACUACCAGCCAGAGACCGCCAGUCGCCGAUGAGCUGCUUCGACCAGACCGAUCAGGACCCGAUUCAGCCGGGAGGACUCGCGGGAGUUAGAGGGGGGCCACUGGGUCUUCCGACCGGAUCUCUGUGCGUCAAGUACGGCGAGAGCGCCAACAUGACCUCGGCGGUGGAGAGCAGCGGCGGGGAGCAGAGCCCCGACGACGACAGUGACGGCAGGUGUGACAUGGUCCUUCUGGCCGACGGACGGACGGUGGCCGCGGGGAAAGAAGGAGGAGGUAAGAAAAACAAAGAGCAGAAGGUACUGAGGCUAAACAUCAACGCCAGAGAGAGACGGCGGAUGCACGACCUGAACGACGCGCUGGACGAGCUCCGGGGGGUCAUCCCCUACGCGCACAGCCCGUCGGUGCGGAAACUCUCCAAAAUCGCCACUUUGCUGCUCGCCAAAAACUACAUCCUCAUGCAGGCGCAGGCGCUGGAGGAGAUGAGGAGGCUAGUGGCGUAUCUGAACCAGGGCCAGGCCAUCUCCGCCGCCUCGAUACCGGCCACCACUGCGCUCGCUGCUCCCGGCUUGGGCGCGUACGAGCAGCCGCCCGGAUACCCCUUCCCCCUUCCCACCGGGGUGGCUGCGCCCGCCUGCCCUGACAAAUGUGCCCUUUUCAACAACGCCACCUCCAGCCUCUGCAAACAGUGCACUGACAAGCCUUAAGUGCGCCCGGCAAGGACUCGAGAGAAGCCCACACACACACACACACACACACACGAGAGAGAGAGAGAGCAGACGCCACUUUUAAGAACACAUGUGGAGAUGGUGUUGUUGAAGUCAGUAGGACCAUAGAGACAAAGACGCAACGCCGACGAAUACUUUUAUAAUAUGUACUUAAAUGCAUUGAAAAACGCUUUUUUUCUUUGUCCAAACAAUACUUGAUUGUGUACAUAAAUCAUCCUUAAAGUGCUGGUAUGAAUGGCAGUGGAGACCAAACAGAAGUACAGUAGGCCCGUAGGUGUCGAGUGACUUGUUCUGUUGUGGACCCUUUCGGAGAUUUGUUGGUGACCUGACAACUUGCGACCUGUUCACUUGAAGAGACGGACACCUUCCUGGAGAGCUAUAGUCCAACCUCACCGUCUGCUGCUUCCUCGUUCAUUUGCGAUUUUUCUUUUGUUUUUUUUGCUUUGAUUCCUCAAGAGACACUUGAGUUUUCGCUGACCGCGGACUGGGUCGAGGCCUGUUCUCAUGAACUUUUCUCUUGAGCACGUGGAAUGUCAUGAGCAAGGCGAUGUCAAAUGAAAACCGACAAGUCAACCGAGUCAAGUGGUGUGAUCGGUCAGAUAGUUAUGUGCUAUAUACUCCAGACACUUGUUCAAAGUUGCGCACGCCUAU
Messenger RNA from Scophthalmus maximus (turbot), 1763 nucleotides. RefSeq names its product basic helix-loop-helix family, member e22 (gene bhlhe22). Gene Ontology annotation, molecular function: protein dimerization activity. Bases 279 to 1091 code for a protein of 270 amino acids. NCBI's taxonomy places the organism in Eukaryota, Metazoa, Chordata, Actinopteri, Pleuronectiformes, Scophthalmidae. The transcript has a single exon. The record is from RefSeq and is a predicted model, not a curated record.